CCAUCGCUAGCGACGACUUGGUCUUCCCAGGAUUGUUCGAGUUGUUCCUGCGAGUGCCGUGGCCUCACCUACCGCAUGAGCAGGUAGUACUGUUGCUGUCUCCUUUUUACGGACGGCAUCUGAAGUCCAAAGAGGGUAGGCCAUACCUGGGGUCACACAGGGGGUCCUUGAAGUCCGCGCUGCAGGACACCAGCACCCCUCCGUGUGCAGCGCUGCCACCUGCGACCUCGAGGACGUCGUUACGGACCAAAAGCCAUGGCCUCGAGGUCUCCUUCCUCGAGCCAGGAGCAGCCACUUGUAUCAUUCCCUCCUGUGGCAAAGCACCUGUAUCUGCAAAAUGAAGUGAGAUUGGCAUUCUGACUUUGUAUCUCAUGCAUAGAGCGAAGCGGGACUGUGCUGAUGGAGUCAGCUACUUGGUCAGCAGUUACUUGAUCAGUCUCAUUAUUCUACUGGCAGUUGUUAUAUGUACUGUGGCAGCCAUUGUGUGUGUCAGCAUGAAAGGAACCAUUUGUAACCCUGGACCUCGGAAGUCUAUGACUAAGCUGCUUUAUAUCCGCCUGGCACUGUUUUUGCCAGAGAUGCUCUGGGCUUCUCUGGGGGCUGCCUGGAUAGCACAUGGUAUUCGGUGUGAUAAGACAGUUGAGAAUGGCAUCGAAAUAACCGUCAUUGUCAGUUGGAUCAUCAUCAUUGCCACUGUGGUUACCGUUAUCAUUGUCUUUGACCCCCUGGGGGGGAAAAUGCCUCCAUAUUUCUCUGCUGGUCCCAGUCACCUCGAUACUCAUGAUUCUAGCCAGUUUCUUAAUGGCCUCAAGACAGCAGCUACAAGCGUGUGGGAAACCAGAAUCAAGUUCUUGUGCUGUUGCGUUGGGAAAGAUGACCAUACUCGAGUUGCUUUUUCGAGUACGGCAGAGCUUUUCUCAACCUACUUUUCAGACACAGAUCUGGUGGUCAGUGACAUUGCAGCAGGUCUUGCCCUUCUCCGUCAGCAACAGGACAAUUUCAGGAAUAACCAGGAGCCCGAUGAGGUAAUCAGCCACUCCCCAGGGCCCUCCCAGGAAGCUGAUUUGGAUGCAGAAUUAGAAAAUUGCCGCCAUUAUAUGCAGUUUGCAGCAGCUGCCUAUGGGUGGCCACUUUACAUUUAUAGAAACCCAUUUACAGGACUGUGCAAGAUUGGUGGUGACUGUUGCAGAAGCAGAACAACAGAAUAUGACUUGAUUGGAGGUGAUCCGCUCAACUGUCAUUUUGGCUCUAUCCUGCAAACUACAGGGCUACAGUAUAGGGAUUUCAUUCACAUAAGCUUUCAUGACAAGGUAUACGAGCUGCCAUUUUUAGUGGCUCUGGAUCACAGGAAAGAGUCUGUUGUGGUAGCUGUGAGAGGGACCAUGUCUCUGCAGGACAUCCUUACUGAUCUGUCAGCAGAGAGUGAAGUACUCGACAUACAGUGUGAGGUGCAAGACUGUUGGGCACACAAGGGGAUUUCUCAGGCUGCCAGAUAUGUUUACCGACGCCUUAUCAAUGAUGGGAUUUUGAGCCAAGCCUUCAGCAUAGCUCCUGAAUACCAGCUUGUAAUCGUGGGGCACAGCCUGGGGGGUGGAGCUGCUGCCCUAUUAGCCAUCAUGCUCAGAGCCUCAUACCCGCAAGUCAGGGGCUAUGCCUUCUCCCCACCCCGGGGAUUGUUAAGCAAAUCUCUCUAUGAAUACUCUAAGAACUUCAUUGUGUCAGUUGUUCUAGGAAAGGAUGUGAUUCCCAGGUUAAGUGUGACCAACUUGGAAGAUUUGAAGAAAAGAAUCUUGAGAGUGAUUGCUAACUGUAAUAAGCCUAAGUACAAGAUCUUGCUGCAAGGGUGCCGGUAUGAACUGUUUGGAGUGCCUGACAACUCUCCAACUGAGCUGGAUGGGGACAACCAGGGAGACCUGACGCAGCCCCUUCUUGGGGAACAGAGUCUAUUGACACACUGGUCCCCAGCCUACAGCUUCUCCAGUGAUUCUCCUCUGGACUCUCCACCCAAAUAUCCCCCUCUGUUUCCUCCUGGAAGAAUCAUCCACCUAGAGGAAGAGGACACCUCAGGGAGGUUUGGCUGGUGUUCUACUGCUCAGUAUAGUGCAAAGUGGUCACAUGAAGCGGAAUUCAGCAAAAUACUCAUAGGCCCAAAGAUGCUAACAGACCAUGUGCCAGAUGUUCUUAUGAGAGCCUUGGACAGUGUGGUCUCCGACACAGCAGCCUGUAUCUCCUGUCCAGCACAAGAGGUCCCUAAUGUGGAUGUAGCAUAACCAGGGCUACUACAAACUGUCCCAGGAACUGUCCUACUUUUGUUCUUAAACUGACUUACUGUCCUGUCUGAGUGACUCCUGUGAUGCCAACACAACAAGGUAUCUGUCAGCAGGAAUUGGAAGGGUACUAAGUUUGAUGUUCUUCUAAAUGAUCAAACAACUUAAAGCAAAUAAUUUUGGUCAUAGUAAUAGGAGAAUUCAUUGGGUGAUGGAACUCCUGACGCUGACAUUGAACAUGGCAAGAACCUCAGGAAGCCCUGUUUGUUAUCCUGGCCCACAGAUCAUUUGGCCAUCUGAGAAUUGUCCUCAAAGGGCAGGAACCCAACAUCCAGACUGAAGAACCUAAAGAGAUCUGUAGACUCCUACCCCACAGACAACCCUUUCAACUAACUUUGGCUUAAAGGUGUGCAGUUUAUUCAGAGUCUUCCUGACUAUACAAGCAGAACUGCCAUGAAGGUGCAGCCUAGUUUUCUCCUGGGUUACUCAAGUGCAGCCCUGAGCUCUGAGAAUGCAGACAAAAUCUUGUUGAGGAAGUGAGUGGAGACCACGGCUCCUGCCCUUCCCUGAGCCGUAGCACUUCAGCAUCUCGUUUACAUUAUCUGGGUAUUUUGGCAACAUCAAGUUGAUUAAUUCUGAUGUAUGCUUCUGACUCUGAGGUCACCACCCAUUGGAUUUAAAGAGAGUUAAAAAAAAUAAAGCACAUGUCAUUACAUUUUCUAUGUAGUAAAUAAUGUGCUCUUCUACUGGAGGUUUCCAGGUAGGUCUAUUUGCUGGGUGGUUUUACAGCAAUCAUGUUUUACGUUUAAGAGGAAAGACUCUAAGAAAGAUGCAGAAGAGGAGACAAGAAUACCCAGGUGGCUAGAGUCAAACAGAAUGCUAAGGGGGAAGGUAAGGUAGAGUAACCUGGCCAAUGAGACAAGAUUCCCCCCACACCUGUGACGUGGGAAUGAAGCAGACAAGGACCAGCCACAGGGCAGGUUUGCUUGAAAGGUGGAAAAAAACCUGGCCCAACCUGUGCUCUGAGGUGAAGGGUAGGGUAGGACUGGACACCAACAACAACACGGCUGAGGCAAGGAGAUGACAUUCCUCAGCUCUUUGUACUCGGCUGCCAGGAGCUUCAGAGAGAGAAUCUUCCUGGGAAGCUGACCUCAGGAGAUAACUGUGUCUCAGGGACCCUCAGCUAUGGCAGCCAUGCCACUGUAGAACUUCGGAAAAGCUGCAAAGGGCAGUUUUUAAAACUUCAGUUGAAAUGCCAUGGCAACAUCAAGCUGCUACAAGUUUCAUUUCUAAACACAAUGCCUACACUUACCUAGUAGCAGAAAGGUAGGAGGUCUGACUGCACACUAACCCUCCUGGUGUGCUGUUUCCAAUCUCAGCCUUUAAGCAUGAGCCAAGGAUGCCCACAAUUGAGGAACAAGAGGCCACAAGAAACAGAUGAUGUAGGCAGAAGCUCCAGGCAACCUCAGCAAUGGCUUAGGACACAGAAAAAAUGCUAUAAUCACAAAACUGACACAGGAGGCUCAAAAUGGGUAUUUAGAGAGUGAAAAAGAACACCUGAAACUUAAUGGGAGCUGAAAUCAAAACUCAAGAUAAAUCAGGAAAAGGAAAAGUUAAGAGACCAUUCCAGGAAUUCCAUAUUUCAAUGAAAGUUGUAGAAAAAGAGAAAAUUAAAAGAUGAGCUUCCAUGUUCAGUGCC
Messenger RNA from Otolemur garnettii (small-eared galago), 3966 nucleotides. It is a transcript of the gene DAGLB, whose product is annotated as diacylglycerol lipase beta. Gene Ontology annotation, biological process: lipid metabolic process. Bases 372 to 2270 code for a protein of 632 amino acids. The transcript is spliced from 16 exons. The record is from RefSeq and is a predicted model, not a curated record. Lineage: Eukaryota; Metazoa; Chordata; Mammalia; Primates; Galagidae.